UUUACAUUCCAAUUCCAAUCUUGCUCUGCAUUUGCUUUUGAGACUUUUCAUUUUCGCUGUUCUGAUUAGUAUUUGAUGAACUAUCAACAAUUCAGUUGCUGCAAUGGGCUCUUUUUUUGACUAGAAACCAAUUAUUGAGUAUUUAUGAAUCAUAGUUAUGUCAUAUAAAUAAGUUCCAACUAAUUCCAACGGAUAGAAGUACAUAUCUUAUAGUUUUUUUCGAAGGUCACUUAAACUAUUGACAUCUGUUUCGUAUACUCAACUACAUUUUUCCGUUCUUGAUAUCUAAAGUGUUAUGUAAUCGUUUAAGAAAUGGAAAAUAUAAGUUCUGGAACAGAAAAUGAUUGGGUGAUCAAUUGCAGCGACGAUGAAUUUUCCUCAUCAGCUAAAGGACGAGAAGGCAUUUGGGAACCGACUCCUGAAGAAAUAAUUAACAUGUAUGAUAUAUUAGAUAGCAAAGGAGUAAUGGACUUCGAAUGGCAGUGUCCUGGUCGCCGAUCGCCAAGCGUAAAUUCUAAUAAAUCUGAUAUGAAUGACAAAGGAUCAAUUUCUGACGACGAGGCGAAUAAAAAGAUUGAACCAAAUGAAUUCGAUUUCGAUGAUGAAUUUGGUAUUGAGCAAACUCCUAAAAUUUGUCCGAGAAAAAGAGUUACCCAACCCACAAGUGCUCAAAGGCGAGUGGCUCGUCUGGAUAAAGUUAUGUUUGAUAUUCAAAGGCAUCGAAAACUGGAUGAAUUAGAAUUACAAAAGGACUUGGCUGAAGCUAAUGCAUCGAGCCCGAAAGUCGGUACAACAAUGGAAAACAAAACUUAGACUAUUGAGGAAAAAAUAUUACAGUGGCUUCAUGUUAUUUAUUUCCACAACAUUUCAUGGUUCUUACAUUUGAAAAUAUUGUUUAAAAAACGAACAAUAAUGGGGUUUUUUUUUGGUAUUUAUUGUUUUAAUUAAAGCAAGUAUAUUCUUAUUAUGUCAUUAAGAUGUACGAUUGGAGAAUUGCUUUUCAAGUUGCAAUAAUCAAUGGCUCAAUUUCAAAAGGAAGUCUCCAAACUUUUAUAUUUUAAUAAAAUUA
Molecule: messenger RNA, 1069 nt
Organism: Uloborus diversus
Lineage: Eukaryota; Metazoa; Arthropoda; Arachnida; Araneae; Uloboridae
Gene: Pa1
Product: PAXIP1-associated glutamate-rich protein 1-like
Exons: 3
Coding region: 313-813 (166 amino acids)
Source: RefSeq, a predicted model, not a curated record